Messenger RNA from Blumeria graminis f. sp. triticale, 372 nucleotides. The record is from the annotation of a GenBank genome assembly. Lineage: Eukaryota; Fungi; Ascomycota; Leotiomycetes; Helotiales; Erysiphaceae.
AUGCCGAAACUCUGGACUCUCGUCGCCGUUUUAGGUGUAUUUUCUAGCCUUGACACUGCCUCAUCGACCUCACUUCCACAUGUUCGCCGUGGGAAUUCAAGCGUUAGUUCGAUUACAUACAUCUGCAGCGAAGAGGUCAAAUUUGCUGGAUCAAACAUAGUUAGUCAGGUUAACGGUGCCAAGUCACAGGCUAGGGGAGUCCUACUCCGCGCAAGUAGUCGAUCUGCUAGCAAUGUACCCAACAUUCAAGUUAAUCAGCUGAUAUCAUGGCAAGAUGGAACCUUUCUCUACCCCAUCGCAAGUACUAGUACCUCACAAAACCGUGCGAUAGUUCACUUCCCCUCGCUGUUACCUCGCUCACUUUUGCUCUAG